This is a messenger RNA of Sabethes cyaneus, 3640 nucleotides long. RefSeq names its product protein PTHB1 (gene BBS9). The record is from RefSeq and is a predicted model, not a curated record. The coding region runs from base 289 to 2958 and encodes 889 amino acids. Gene Ontology annotation, biological process: cilium assembly. Lineage: Eukaryota; Metazoa; Arthropoda; Insecta; Diptera; Culicidae. The transcript has 12 exons. Gene Ontology annotation, cellular component: BBSome; membrane.
AACGUUUGCUGUCGGUUUGCGCACGACUAGCCGACGAAUGGUUGCAAGUGCAAGUGUAAAAAGUCAAUACCAGAGAUUGUACAUUUGUACAUCUUGAGCGUGCCACCGCUAUUGUUGACCGCAGGAAUACUAAAACCUAAAGGGACUAUCAGACUUUUCUAUGAGUUAAUAUCAAUAAGUUACAAAUUAUAACACCAGAUUUUGAUGGUUAUAUUUUAAAUUUUGUUUGUUUGUUUUGUUGGAUAUUCCAACACGCACGAUCAGUUGAUAUCUUUCUUGACGGGUAAGAUGCCACUUGAGAAAGAUAAAUCGAAUUCACUACAGAAAGUGUGCAAAUUCGAUAUGGAAAACAAUACUACGACACUUCAAGUGUCAAAUUGGUGGAAAACGCAGUGCCCUGAUUUGGAACCAAGCUACGACUCUUUCUCGAUGCACUGCGCUCGGUUGUGCAUUCAGGAAGGUGAAAAGGACAGCAUCCUAGUGGGUUCACAUUCCGGGUGUUUCUCAAUAUACCAACCGACCAGUAAACCGUUCAACGAAGCGGAUCUGGACGACAACGAGCAGUUUGAGAAUGUUUACCAACAUUCGGAUGUGGUUCUGGAAAUGCGGUUGCCUCUGCCGAUCAUUGGGAUAACGGAUGGAAAGUUUACUACGGCCGCCAAAGCAGAAGGCAGGCAGCACAUAGGAAUAUUGCAUCCCUUGAAAGUUUGCAUAUACCAAGUGCUAACUAUCAGUGGAAUUGCCGAUCACGGAGACCACACGAAGCUUCAGCUUCUAUACGAGCACAGUUUAAGUAAAUCAGCAUUUUCAUUCUGCCGUGGAAAUUUUGGCGGUGUGAAAGGGCGAGAUUUCUUGUGCGUUCAACAUCUGGAUGGUUCGUUAAAGUUUUUCGAACAAGAUGGAAUAAGCUAUGAAGUUAGUUUGCCCGGCGAGAGAAAUAUCCCGUCACCUAUUCACUACGUGGCACGGGUGGAUUGCUUCGUUACGGUUUCCCCAAGCUGGGAACUGGAGUGCUACCGUUACCAGGAUCUUUCGGAAACGAAUGUGUCCCUACGGAAACAUGAACCAAUUUGGUCGCUGUGUAUCGGCGAGUAUGCCUUAGAUUUUAAUGUUCAUCAAAUGUCCGACGUGGAAUCGGUUAUAAUAAUAAUGGGAGAAAAUAAUCUCUUGUGUAUAACGGACACAGGUAAAGUGCGUUUUAUAAAGAAGCUUGAUUACUCACCGGUUUGCCUUUAUUCCUUUGUGAUUGGUUGGUAUUGGGAACCAGAUACCCGUCUUAUGAUAGCAUUGGUGUCCGAGAGUGGAUCAUUACUGCUCUAUGAGGAGAGUCAAAUUGUGUGGUCUGCUGAACUUCCCGAGAUACCAGUUGCAUUAGGCCGGGCUAAUGUAUCCUGCUUACCGGGUGCGUUAGUAACACUUGGCGCUACCGGUGCCCUCAAUGUAGGAUAUCUUGGCUCGGAACCACACAUUUUUAAAGUACCGCCCAUAAAGCUAGCUCCCUUUGAAGUGGAUAAGUGCCAAAAAGAAUUGAUGGAAUUAGAAAAUGAAAUACGUUCCGGAGCAGAUUUCAGUGACAUUGCUGUGAUCAAUGCGGCAGCCGAACGUGAAGUAACGUUAAGUGCUCUCUUGGACUCUAAACUUGAAAAAUGUCUACAUCCUACACAAAUUUCGUCAGAACAAAGUUCUAUUUACAUGUGUCAACUGGCAGUUACGAUUAAAUCCCACAUCAAUUUGGAAUUACUUCAAAUUUGCAUCGCUGUAGAUCCUGCGCUCAAAUGCCAUAAAGAAACAUUCAUGUUUCGCGAUGUUCAACCCGACAGCCUUCUAAAGUUGGACACAUGGAUUCACCCGUACGAGCCUGUGGCACCUGCCACACUGAAAGUGCAAAUUUCAUGCUCCUACACUAACAAACAGGGCAUUAGUCGUGUACUGCAGCAUUCAUCAAUCUUUCUCCCCCUAGAACUUUUCGUGAAGACUGUAUCGGCUUCGAAGGAAGCGGUUCACAAAGUUACACUAACCAUCCACAGUGGAAACGAUAAUCUGGGGAAUUUAUUUCCUGAAUUUAUCAGCACCGGAAGCUCACACGCGCUAGGAUUGCAAUCGCUGAUUACCGGAAGCAAAGUGACCAUUGUGGCAGCUAAAAACACCAAUCGUUUCAGGGUACAAUCCGAGGACCUUCUUGCAAUCCCACUGAUCGUUACGAGCAUAGUGGAAAGAAUAAGUCGCAACAACAGGGAUUCUAGCAAACAAAUGGUUACGAUAUCGUCAAAUCCGCCGAUUGACGAAUUUUUGGAGCAGAUUGACCAUCACUAUGAACUUCGGCAAGCGCAUCAGAAGAUAAAGAAUGAACUUGAAAUUCGAACGGAUCAGAUGCGUUUGUUCGAGCGACGGUUUGUAGUUAAACUACAAGAAAGAGCGAUCCGCGCUCUGGAUGGCAUCCUAAUGCUACUGAAACAGAAUCAUACCGAUAUAGCUAACAUUUGCAACUCUAUUAAGGCUACAGAACAUCAAAUUAAAAUCUCUCAAAUUCAACUGUCCGGAUUGCUGAAACUGCUGGAAGUUAAUUUUAUCUAUUCGGAUAUUCCACCUAAGUAUCACGACACAAUCAGCAACAUUCUGGCCGCACCGGUAUUCGACGGUUUCGAGCUCGGUUGGGAGGAAAUGCUGCAACCGGUACUAAAAUUUCUCGCCCAAACCGGUCCAUUCCGAGCCAACGAAGGGAUAUCGUCGUUUGAUGAAAAAUUCGUUUUCGGAACCGAGGAAGUUUUCAGUAUCGAGCAGUUUAGGAAGCAGUUUGCCGAUCUGCUGAGCCGCAUUAGUGGAAAAUGCUCCCAAAGCGGUCGAGCUAGCGCAGACUUCGACGAAGACCUGGAAGAUUUGGCGAGGGAAAACGAAGAAGAGUACAGCGAAUGGGUGAGCUACGAUAAAUCCAGCGAGUUACCGUUCCACCACCAGUGAGGUUUCGGAUACGAUUACAGCGAUUACAGAUUGGGACAAUUUUGUUCUGAACCUAUCUCGCUUUAUUUGGAAGCAAUAAAUAAACAAUCGCUUUUCUAUCAGAGUGGAGGUUACAACACAAAACUUCGAUCGUUUUUUUUUCGAUCACAAAUAUCUAUUUUUGUUUCGCAGAAAGAAACUUUUUUUUUGCUUGCUUAAGUUCCUAAAUGAAACGUACAUCACAUCACUGAAAAAUUGGUCACAUGCUAAACCUUUUGCAAAACUACACUUAAAUAGGUAAAGAUUUCCAGCUUUACUGUUAAUGGCGAAUAGUGUGUUCCGCAUUCUAUCACGGCUAAAAAGAAAACAUCAAACCAAACAACAGCUUUAAUCCACGAAGAGUAGAUUCACAAAUUUGCUGCAUCCAACCCGCCAACAGCUGUGGCAGCUUCCUAUUCUAUUCUAUUGGAGGAACUCAUCGCUUUAUGUUUCGACGGUUGAGAAAAAUAUUGAUUAAAGUAAAACAACUAAUGCAAUGCAAUGUUUUAAAAUGGUUCUGUAAGACAGAUUUAGAUUCUAGAACUAGCUGAGACAUUUCUUUAUUGUUAAUAAAUUAGAGUGGAAAUAUUCUGCUUAUUUGAGAGCUAAAUGAAUGUCUUGUCAAAACCAAGGCCGAUGUGUAUUUAACGACCAUUGAUAAAGA